Funneliformis geosporum is the source of this 196-nucleotide messenger RNA. The record is from the annotation of a GenBank genome assembly. NCBI's taxonomy places the organism in Eukaryota, Fungi, Glomeromycota, Glomeromycetes, Glomerales, Glomeraceae.
ACCAAGAGAGCCUUAUACACACACCGUUUAAGUAAAAUUCUUGAUGAAUAUCCUGACGGUUCACAAAUUCUUCGUGAAAUCCUACAAAAUUUUGAUGAUGCUGGGAGCACUGAGCAAAUUUUCAUUUUGGAUCACAAUACUUAUCCAUCGAAUAACUUGAUCCCGCCAGAUUUUGUUAACUCCGGUUUGAAUCUUG